AUUUUUUGGAUCACAUGUUGCAGAUUAGGCGAGCAUUUUGAAUACUUAACUACAAAAUAUUUAAUGAUACUUUCUCAAGAUUGCCUCUAAGUAAAAAGGAGCCGAGAAGGAAGUAAAAUAGAAACUGUUUAAAAAUAAUAUUCAACAUAUGUACUUACUUAGCCCAUUCGUGAAAGUUUAUACCUAUGUGAGUUCAGUUUGAAUUUUAACCGGAUAGGUAAAUUAUUCAUCUUCGAAACGAUGAAUCCAUUGAUUUUCUUUAUUAUAUGUAUUUUUGUAACCGAAGUACGAUCAAAAAAAGCUUUACUUAUCAAUUCACAGAGUUGGGGAAUUGAAGAUGCUUGGCACGAUAACACAAUUCGGCCCGCUUUCUGUUCAAUUUCAACUAGGUACAAAUAUUUUGCUGCGUGCCCUGCUUACAACAUUCUAGAGCAGCAAUUCAACAAAGAUGUCUCGCUGACCAAACAAAGCGUAUUCUCGCGACUAAAUUUGUGGAGAACUCAAUCCCUAACAGACAGUGAUCUUGAUUUUUGUGAGGAAUCCUACGAGCCUUCGCUGAUUUAUGAUUCGCUUACAGGAGAGUACAAAAUCGGAUUUGAGCUAUAUUUUUUUAGAAGCGAGGCCGUAUGUCGCAAUUACGAUAAAGAUAGUUAUCAUUAUUAUAAAACGGUAAAUACUGAAAAUGACAAGUAUAAUAUCGAGAAUCAAACAAUAUUCAACGGUACCUCUGAAUUUGUAAAUAGAUACGAAGAUGACAACCACAUUCUGUUCAAUGUCUCCAAUAGUCGGAUUCUGGCUUUUUAUUGGAUAAAUGUACUGUCUAUACAUUGUUCAAAAAACAACAAACAUGUAAUACUCGUAUUUGAAAAAUAUGGAUCGCAAGUUGGAAAUUUGAGUGAUGAAUGCACAAAUUACCGACGUGCUGAUGAAGAAUUGUACUCGCAGGAAAAUCAGAAAAAGUGUUUGAAAGACAUUCUAGUACCUUCGUUCUUAUUGAAAGUUAAUCCUGAUUUGUCAUGUGGGCAACCUUACGGAUGUUUAACACCAUCGCAGAUAAUUCCACUAUGGUAUUUUGACUCGAGUUCAGCUAAGCUUGCCAGUUGUUCGCAUUUAAAUGCAAUUCCAGUUUGGAAAAGCAUCGCAGAUGGAAAUUUGAGAAGAGUCGAUCUUUUCGUAGCUGUAAUUAUUAAGACAUCAAGUGUUAACGAAGUCAUUUUUGGUGUAAACGGAGUUUUGAAAAUGACGGUACCGGGCGGUAGACGAAGAAUGUAUUUAUCGGAUACUAAAGGGGAUCGUGUCGUGGAAAUUCCAAAAAUAAUUUAUCGAAUUAUCAAAGUCGAAGCGUUAGGUUGCAGCCAUUUCGCAGUUAUCGUAAUCCAUAAUGAUCCUAGCGCAGUUCGGGAUGCUGACAGACUUUGCAACAAAAACGAUACUCUUAUUCACUCGUGGGAAAAAAUAAUCAACGAUGAUUCAAAAACUGGAUUAACUUACGUUUGUCCGAUGAACACAGUUCUUGAAAAAAAAUUUGACCUCAAUUGUUGCAGCAUAAAUAAAUUAAAUUUGGCCGAAUUUCCAAGUCACUAUUCUUGGUCUGAGGAGUGGUGGUUUAAUGACGAUAGAGAGGAAAUUGUCAAUUCAAGCUUUGAGAGAGUUUUAAAAGAGUAUCCCGAGUGA
Messenger RNA from Planococcus citri (citrus mealybug), 1674 nucleotides. RefSeq lists its product as uncharacterized. The record is from RefSeq and is a predicted model, not a curated record. The coding region runs from base 241 to 1674 and encodes 477 amino acids. The transcript is spliced from 7 exons. NCBI's taxonomy places the organism in Eukaryota, Metazoa, Arthropoda, Insecta, Hemiptera, Pseudococcidae.